GAUGGCAACGCUCAUGAUGUGUGCAAAUUUCAAAGUUACAGCCUGAAACAAUGACCCCUUAGGCUGCUGAAAAUUGUUUCGACCGUAGCGUCUCAGGGAAAUUUCGGCUGAGGUUGGCCUCAGCUGCUAAACUUCUGUGUUGGUUCGUGUUUUUGUUGAUAUUUACUCGAGACAUACGCGUGUGUUUAUUUUAAUAUUUGAAGAGAAAGAGCGGAAUGUUUGUGGCCCUGUGUGUGGUGUUGUGCGGGUGGUUUCUUGCCUCCGUAGAAGGCGCUAUCGAAGUAAGCAUAAUCCACUUUAACGAUUUCCACGCUCGCUUUGAGCCGGUAAAUCCUGUGACGGGCGGCAUCUGCGAGAAAGGAGCCGCGAAUACUUGCGUGGGUGGAUUUGCACGCAUGCACGCGAAAAUACUUGAGCUGAAAAAUCAAGAACCAAACUCGUUGGUCAUAAACGCUGGUGAUGUAUCUACUGGAACUCUUUGGUACAACCUCUUUAAGUGGAAUGUCACAGCAGAGUUCAUGAAUCUCUUACCAGUGGAUGCACAGGUAAUUGGGAAUCACGAAUUUGACAUCGACGGGCCGAAAGGUGUCUUAAAUUAUUUAAGCCUACUUCAGAGCACACCGACGGUACUUUCUAACGUCGACACCACGAAGUUUCCAGACUUGCAGAAAUAUCUGAGCAAAUGGAUAAUCGUGAAUAAAAAUGGUUUGCGUAUUGGCAUCGUUGGAUAUGUUUCAAAGAUGUUCCCGAUCCUAGAGAACACAGGCGAUCUGAUAUUUGAAGACGAAGUGGAAGCAACGAAUAAAGCCAUCAAAGAACUAAGAGAUCAUUAUGUUGAUGUGGUCGUGGCGAUCUCCCAUACUGGAUACCUUGAGGAUGUGAGGGUUGCAGAGCAAGGCCUAGACGCUGACAUCAUAGUGGGUGGUCACUCUCAUACUUUUUUGUAUACUGGCACACCUCCACUGUCCAGCGACAAACCUGCAGGACCUUACCCAAAAGUCAUUACUCAACAAAGCGGUCGAAAAGUUAUCAUUGUUCAAGCCUCAGCUUUCUCAAAGUACGUGGGUUUUUUAAAAGUAAAGUUUGAAAAAAUUGCCGGACAGUUUCAGGUAUCAUCGUGGGAAGGCAACCCUAUUUUGCUGGACAAAACCGUGCGCACACAUCCUUUCAUUGAAGAAAAACUCCAACCCUGGCGUAGCGACGUCGAACUGAUCGGAUCUAAAGUGGUAGGCAAGACGCUAGUAGACUUGGACGCCACCAACGGGGUCUGCCAUUUAGAGGCAUGCACCAUCGGCAAAUUGAUCACGGAUGCGAUGGUCCACGAGUACACGAAACAGAGAGAGGGUCGCAGUUGGACGAGAGCAAGUGUGGCGGUCCUUCAUGCCGGGGGGAUACGAACUUCGAUCCCCCAUGGAAAUAUUACAUUCGGGAACAUAUUGAUUCUCUUGCCGUUUGAGGACAGAUUUGGUAUCGCGGAGCUCAGCGGACGGCACUUCAAAGAAAUAUUGGAGUUUUCAGUGGAACUUCAUCACUCACCAUUCUUGCAGAUGUCAGGUGUGAAAGCGACAUUUGACAUGACGAAGCCGGCGGGUGAGCGAGUCUCAGAUAUCCUGGUGCGAUGUUCAGAUUGCUCUGUGCCCACAUAUGAACCGCUUCUUCCGUACAGAUACUAUCGCAUCAUAAUGUCCCAGUAUAUGUACAAAUACAGUGUCUAUGAUCAGAUAAAAAAACGAGCCAGGUAUUGGGAAUCAGGGAAAAGGGAUACUGAGAUCGUUAUGAACUACUUGGAAGCUUUCAACCCAGUGAUCGUGGAGCUCGAUGAAAAUGUGUCCGUUAAGAUGACAUCGGAGCAUGCCAAAAGAAUCAGAGCAGCUACAAAAAAUAAAUAUGGCCCUUGAGAACAAUCAA
Bemisia tabaci is the source of this 1908-nucleotide messenger RNA. The record is from RefSeq and is a predicted model, not a curated record. NCBI's taxonomy places the organism in Eukaryota, Metazoa, Arthropoda, Insecta, Hemiptera, Aleyrodidae.